AUGACGACGCCGUGCUUCGGUCUCUCGGCGCCCGCCGCGCUUCCGCCGCAGUUACGCCAGCGUGCAUCGCGCGUGCGCCACCCGCGCAUUGCCGCCGCGCCUGUCCGCCGAGCGCGCGCCUCGCUCAAGUCCGCGUCGGCCAACGGCGCGGUCGACCCGGCCUCCAAAAAGCAUGGCACGGGAGGCGCCAUCCCGCGCCUGCCCGAGCCGACCGCCUCGCUCAAGUCUGCGUCGGCCAACGGCGCGGUCGACCCGGCCUCCGAAAAGCAUGGCACGGGAGGCGCUAUCCCGCGCCUGCCCGAGCCGACCGUCGUUGAGGUCGAGUUUGCACCGGGAAAGACGGCGCGCUUCGAGACCGGGCGCGUCGCGCGCCAGGCAGCCGGCUCUGUCGUCGCGCGCGUGGGGGACACGGUCGUGUUUUGCACCGCGUGCGCGGAGAGCGCACCAUCGCCCACAGUCGAUUUCCUCCCGCUGCGCGUGGACUAUGCAGAGAAGUUCUCCGCGACGGGCCGCACGUCGGGGAGCUAUAUGAAGAGAGAGGGACGGCCCAGCGAGCGCGAGGUCCUGAUCUCCCGCCUCAUCGAUCGCCCGCUGAGGCCCAUGUUCCAAGAGGGGUAUUUCACCGAGACCCAGCUGCUGGCAAACGUCUUUUCGUACGACGUCGAGCACCCGCCCGAUGCCCUGGCCGUUUGUGGCGCGGCGGCCGCGCUGCACAUUUCGCACAUUCCCUUGGUUGAGCCGGUCGCGGCGGUGAGGAUUGCCUACGUGGAUACCGCGUUUGUGGUCGAGCCUAGCGUGGCGCAGACUAAGCUGGCCGCGUCCGAACUGGUCGUUGCCGGGACGAAGGGUGCCAUUUUGAUGGUUGAGGGAUACUGCGACUUUUUGACAGAGGAACAAAUCAUGGAAGGCAUGCGCAUCGCGCAUACCGCCAUUGGUAAUCUGUGUCGGGCAAUUGAAGAGCUGAGGGUGAAGACGGGCGAGAAGGAAAAAGAACUCGACGGCUUGCGCGUCGUGCCCGCGGAGCUCACGGAGAAGAUCAUCCACCUGGCUACCGACUUGGAUGACGCCCUCGCAGUGAUCGGUAAAAAGGAUCGCGAUAGGGUUGUCACAGAGGUAAAGAAUAGAGUCUUUGCACAACUCGAGCCGAGUCGACAGGACACUAUUUCAGACCCAGACGGAUCUGCCGAGAAGCUCACUUUGCUCAAGCUCGCGUGGAAGAAUUUUGUCUCGGAACGCAUGGUCACGCGUAUUUUGGAUGACAACAUCAGGCCGGAUGGGAGGGAUGCUUUUACAGUCAGGCCCAUUACGAUAGACCCGGCGCCGUUACCAAACGCCCAUGGAUCUGUUUUGUUUACCCGAGGAGAGACCCAGACGCUGGCUGUGGCUACGCUGGGCGGCGACAACAUGGCACAGCGGUUUGAGACUUUGGAAGGAGAGGACGCGGCGAGGUUUUAUUUGCAAUAUUCAUUUCCUCCAUCAAGCGUGGGAGAAGUAGGAAGGGUUAGUGCACCUGGUCGCCGGGAAAUCGGCCAUGGGAAGCUUGCCGAGCGUGCGUUGCUGGCGGCGAUCCCGUCCAAAGAACUCUUCCCGUACGUGCUCAGAGUGGAGAGCAACAUUACCGAAAGCAACGGCAGCUCGAGUAUGGCCAGCGUGUGCGGAGGCUGCAUCGCUCUUCUGGAAGCGGGAGUUCCUCUGAAGUCGUCAGUGGCGGGUAUCGCGAUGGGACUCGUUGUGGAUAAAUCAUCGGGCCAUGAUCUGACCACCGGGGAGUACCGCGCGGUUGUACUCACGGAUAUUUUGGGAAUAGAAGAUGCGCUCGGUAGUUGCGACGCCAAGUUUGCAGGCAACAGAGAUGGGUUGUCGGCUCUGCAACUGGACGUCAAGCUGCAGGGUAUCUCUAUGGAUCUGUUUUCUAGAAUACUGAUGCAAGCCAGAGCUGGGCGAAUGCACGUUUUGGAUUGCAUGGACGCUGUCAAGGCCAAACCUAGCCCUUCACUGCCCGAGUCAGUGCCCAAGGUCGAAGUGAUGAACAUUUCGCCAAAGCGGAUAGGUGAUGUGAUUGGUGCCGGCGGCAAGACUAUACGGUCCAUCAUUGAACGAUGUGGAGGUGAGGGUACAAUGCAAAUUGGGAUUGAUAACGACGGAAGAGUUUCAAUAAGUUCGGCGAGUAGGGAUAUGAUCAAGAAGGCCAUGGGUAUGAUUACUGGACUAUCGAUGACUGUUGACGUUGGAACAAAGUUCAAAGGCAAGGUGACCAAGGUUCUUCCAUUUGGAGCGUACGUGGAAAUGGUCGCAGGAAAAGAGGGCUGGCUACAUAUUUCGGAACUGGAGGAUAAGAGGACUAACAAUGUAGACGACGUAUGCAAAGUCGGUGACACGGUUGAAGUCAAGGUUAUAGAAAUCGGUCGCAACGGGCAAUUCAAAGUGAGCCGGAAGGCAUGCCUCGCUGGUAAUACGAGGGAACAAACCCAGGGCACCGUUAAUCGGAAAGACAGGGUGCAGUAA
Molecule: messenger RNA, 2505 nt
Organism: Chondrus crispus (carragheen)
Lineage: Eukaryota; Rhodophyta; Florideophyceae; Gigartinales; Gigartinaceae
Exons: 1
Coding region: 1-2505 (834 amino acids)
Biological process (GO): mitochondrial RNA 3'-end processing; mitochondrial mRNA catabolic process
Cellular component (GO): cytosol; mitochondrion
Molecular function (GO): polyribonucleotide nucleotidyltransferase activity; 3'-5'-RNA exonuclease activity; RNA binding
Source: RefSeq, a predicted model, not a curated record